GGGAUGGCGAUUAGCGCGACUGUGGUAGGAGCCCUACUAGGAUUGGGGACCCAGAUGUACUCUAACGCUCUCCGCAAGCUCCCUUACAUGCGCCAUCCGUGGGAGCAUGUAUUGGGAAUGGGUUUGGGAGCGGUGUUUGCUAAUCAGAUGGUCAAGUGGGACGCCAAGGCUCAGGAGGACCUCGACAAGUUACUCAUCAAGGCCAAGCAAGCCAAUGAAAGCCGCUACUUCGGUAACCCAAACUCCCCCCAUGUACGGCGCGGGUGCUGUGGGCGCGGGGGACCAGGUCCAGUUGUACUACAACCCGUAUGGAUACGGACCCUACCAUGCACCCCAAAUCUUUAGCGACGAGAACCCCAAUGCGUGCAGUGUUAUGUGAGGGAAUGGGUAAAUGGGUAUUGGUAAAUAAAACAGAGACGAAGGGGUAGUUAGG
Sesamum indicum (sesame) is the source of this 433-nucleotide messenger RNA. The record is from RefSeq and is a predicted model, not a curated record. Lineage: Eukaryota; Viridiplantae; Streptophyta; Magnoliopsida; Lamiales; Pedaliaceae.